GGCUACACAAACCAAAAUUCGAGCUACAGUUGACGUUGAAUCGUGUUCUUCAAUUUGAUUUCCGAAUAUUCGUGCAAAAAUGUCAAAAUUUGUACCCAAAUCCAAUUGGGUUCGUAGGUUCUGCAAGCAAUACGGAAAGAAUUUUUUCGUAGAGGUGGACCAGGAGUUCAUGACAGACAACUUCAAUCUCUUAUUCCUGGAGGGUGAGAAUUAUCAGAGGAGCCUCAAUGUGAUCCUCAACGAGUCCGAGUCCGAGUCCGAGCCCGAUGCUGAACACAAUUACGAUAUGGAGGCCGCUAAGCUCUACGGGCGUAUCCACUCCAGAUUCAUUCUCACAGAUCACGGCAUCGAACUGAUGUACCAGAAGUUCCAAAAAGGCGUCUUUGGCACAUGUCCACGCGUCUUAUGCACUCGCCAGAAAGUCCUUCCCAUUGGCAUGAGCGACACACCUGGCAAAGAAAUGGUGCGUCUCUACUGCCCCAAGUGCAAAGAGGUGUACAUACCAAAAUCUGUUCGCUACGCCAAGAUCGACGGCGCCUACUUUGGCCCCAACUUUCCCCAAAUGCUAUUCAUGGCCAAGCCAUGGGCACAACCCAAGCGCUCCAAGGCCAAGUAUGUGCCCAGACUGUUUGGCUUCAAGAUUCAUCCCCAGGCAUUUGGCUCUGAGUCCUCUGACCGUCAGGAAGCUGAUAAUUAAGCGUACCCUGAGCGCCCUGCCCCAACCAAAUUGCUUUAGAACUACAUGGAUGGUCUACAAUCGAUUGUGCUCCCCAUGGACUCUCUCUCCACUCUCUGCUCUCAUGCGAAUCGA
This is a messenger RNA of Drosophila guanche, 811 nucleotides long. RefSeq names its product casein kinase II subunit beta'-like. Gene Ontology annotation, cellular component: protein kinase CK2 complex; cytoplasm. NCBI's taxonomy places the organism in Eukaryota, Metazoa, Arthropoda, Insecta, Diptera, Drosophilidae. Gene Ontology annotation, molecular function: protein kinase regulator activity. The record is from RefSeq and is a predicted model, not a curated record. The transcript is spliced from 2 exons. The coding region runs from base 80 to 697 and encodes 205 amino acids.